CGUCCUUGUUAUGCAUUUCAAUCGUACUUAGAGAGAAUUGGGUUAGAAAAGAAAAAAGGAAAGAUGGUGAACGUUCGGAUAAAUACCGAUCGGCAAAAGUAUCCGGGCUCUCCAAAGACAGAAAUUGGAGAGAUCGACACUCGAGCUCCGUUUCAAUCUGUGAAAGCUGCUGUUAGUCUAUUCGGUGAAGUGGCCAUUUCCAGGCAGAGAAGUACUCCGAGGAGGUCUAAACUUUCUUCUGAGAAUAUCUUGGACAAAGAGACACAGCUGAUGUUGACCCAGAAAGAACUGAACAAAAUCAAGCAAAAGCUGGAUAGUGCGGAAACUACAAAAGAUCGAGCGAUCACUGACCUUGAAAGAGCCAAAAGAACAAUGACAGAUUUAAGCAACAAACUUGAAACAGUGAACAAGUCCAAGCGAUCUGCAAUUGAAAUAAAAGAUGCUGUGAAGCAUAAAUUUGAGCAACUUGAAUUGAAAAAAUCAAGUGGAGUUACUAGGAACCAGGAAUUAGAGCUGGCAAGAGAGCAGUACUUGGUAACGACUGGUCGACUUGAUUCAGCGAAGCAACGGCUCACGAAAAUGCGACAGGAUAUUGACGCUGUUCAGGAAGCAAAACUAACUAAUUUCCAACAGGCAGCAGAAGCUCAACGCUCAGCCAACCAAAACUCGGAAAGGGUUAAUGAACUCAAUAAGGAAAUUGCAACCAUGAAAGAAGCUAUUAGACAGUUUAGGUUUGCCACUGCCCAGAACCAGCAAGAGGUGGUAAAGAUUGCAGAAGAAAAAGAGGCAUUUAGACAAUAUUAUACAACUGCCAAAGAAAAUGCCCAGGAGAAACUUCAGGCCUUGAAGAAAGGCUAUGAUCCGGAGCUGGCCCGAAACCUGGAGGCGAAACUCAUUGAAACAACUGAAGAGAUCAAGGUUUUGCAGGAGGACAUGAAAAAGGCUCAUGCCUCUGAAAUGGACACAGUCAGAGUUGUAACCAAGGACCUUAAUGAGGCUACAAGGACUCUGCAGCAAGUUGCAGAUGAAGAAUGCUCGCUUCGAAGUUUGGUGAAUUCUCUGAGAGUGGAACUGGAUGAAGUGAAAAGGGAACACAAGGAAUUGAAGGAGAGGGAAGCAGAAAGGAUAGCUCUGGAAUUGGAAAAACAAAUUAAAGCCGCGAAGGAG
This is a messenger RNA of Carica papaya (papaya), 1167 nucleotides long. Its product is annotated as weak chloroplast movement under blue light protein (DUF827). The record is from RefSeq and is a predicted model, not a curated record. Gene Ontology annotation, biological process: chloroplast avoidance movement; chloroplast accumulation movement. Lineage: Eukaryota; Viridiplantae; Streptophyta; Magnoliopsida; Brassicales; Caricaceae. Gene Ontology annotation, cellular component: cytosol.